Puccinia graminis f. sp. tritici CRL 75-36-700-3 is the source of this 867-nucleotide messenger RNA. RefSeq lists its product as uncharacterized. NCBI's taxonomy places the organism in Eukaryota, Fungi, Basidiomycota, Pucciniomycetes, Pucciniales, Pucciniaceae. Gene Ontology annotation, cellular component: ERMES complex. Bases 1 to 867 code for a protein of 288 amino acids. The transcript has a single exon. Gene Ontology annotation, biological process: phospholipid transport; mitochondrion organization. The record is from RefSeq and is a predicted model, not a curated record.
AUGGCUACCGAAGUAGUUCGCGAAUCUAAAAUUCUUCUCACUCCUGACAACUAUGCUCUUUGGCUGCUCCCAAUGAAAGCCAAACUUCCCAAAGCAAAAUCACUAACCAUCGUCACUGGCGAGCAUACAUGUCCUGACCCUAAAGAAGACAAAGAAAACGCCCGACUCUACGUUAAGCUCAAUGAAGAUGCAUACGCCGAAAUCAUCCAACAUCUCAAUCAAGAAAUCCUCGCGUAUGUCAGUUCCACCCUACCCGAGUCCGACGAGUUCAAUGGUUACAAGCUUUGGCAGCUCUUAAAGCAAAAAUACGCCGGCAACGACCUUACAUCAAAAACCACCGCUCUCAAGAAAUAUCUAGCUAUUGAAUACGACUCGUUCUCGUCGUUUCUUCCUCUCAUUCGUUCCGCCAACCAGAAGAUUGUACUGUCCAUACUAGCUCUUGACGAUCAAGUUAAAACGUUUUUAAUGCUCGAUAAGUUACCUCAAGAAUUUCACACGUUCAAGACUAACAUAUCCAUGAACUUCGAGACCGAACCAUUCGAUCAAGUACUGAAGAAACUGGAAGACUUUGCUGCUCAGAACCAAAUGAACGAUGUAAAGAAAGCCACGACUAUUUCACAAACUACGCUGUACACUCAGUCUUCCGAACCCGAUCUGAUCUGUCCUCACUGUAAGCGCGGUUUCAGAGCCUGCUCUCACUGCUUCAAAAGCGGUCAUACCGAAGCAAACUGCUUUCAAAAGCAUCCAGACAAACGCGCGCCCAAGUCCAUCCCUUCCUCUACCAAACAACACUCCGCUCAUCUCACUCGAUACACUCCUGAAGACGAAGAGUAUCUUCAACAAAAAUAUCCGGACCUCCACCUCUAA